AUACAUUCACACUUCUUACUACCCCAAAAGUUCCCAUCUCCUCAGUUCCCACUCAACUCAUAAAACCCACUAGGCCAUUACACUCUCCAUUAUUACACGCACAACACACAGUCUCACAGACCCUCACAAGUCCCAAUAUCACUGCAAAACAACACACAGUCACACACUGCAUUUCGGCUUUUCUUCAGACCAUACAAAGAAGAGCUCAAAACAACAACUGAAAGCAAACAUGGGGAGAAUGAAAGUUUCCUUGGCCGCCUUAGUAACAUUGGCUUUUUGUUUUUCCGCUAAUGCCUGCCCGCCUGGGGAUCGGGCAGCAUUAUUAGCUUUUAAAGCUGCCCUCAACGAGCCUUACUUGGGCAUCUUCAAUUCUUGGACGGGCACCGACUGCUGCACCAACUGGUACGGUGUCAGCUGUGACCCUGACCGACGGGUCGCCGACAUUGUCCUCCGGGGAGAAUCCGAGGACCCCAUCUUUGAGAAAGCCGGCCGGUCCGGUUACAUGUCAGGUGAAAUAGCAGCUUCUGUUUGUCAACUCGACCGGCUCACCACCCUCGUCGUCGCAGACUGGAAGGCAAUCGCGGGGGAAAUCCCGGCUUGCAUUCCGUCCUCGUUACCCAUUCUCAGAAUCUUCGACAUAGUUGGAAACCAGAUCUCCGGCAAGAUUCCGGCCGACAUAGGCUCACUGGGUCGACUAACUGUUCUCAACCUCGCCGACAACAAGCUCACCGGUGCGAUUCCGCCGUCGAUUGUCAACCUCGGGAGCGUCAUGCAUCUCGACCUCAGCAACAACAAACUCACAGGAGAAAUCCCCGCUGACGUCGGAAAACUAACCAUGAUGAGCAGGGCACUGUUGAGCCGUAACCAGCUCACCGGUUCAAUCCCCAUCUCAUUUGCUAACAUUUACAGGCUGGCCGACAUUGAUCUAUCCAUGAACCGGAUCUCCGGUUCGAUCCCGGCUCAACUCGGAACAAUGCCGGUUCUGUCAACCCUUAAUCUAGACAGCAAUCGACUAUCCGGAAGCAUACCGACGAGCUUAUUAAGCAGUGCCGGGUUAAACGUUUUAAACAUCAGCCGAAACAGUUUGGAGGGCAAUUUACCCGACGUUUUUGGACCGAAAACUUAUUUUACGGUCCUUGAUUUAUCGUAUAACCAAUUGCGCGGUUCAAUUCCUAAAUCACUAUCAUCGGCUAAGUACAUUGGGCACUUGGAUUUGAGUUAUAAUCACCUUUGCGGACCGAUUCCGGUUGGCUCACCUUUUGAUCACCUUGAGGCCUCUUCAUUUGCUAAUAACGAUUGCUUAUGUGGAUCACCACUACGUACUUGUUAAUUGAAUCUAAAUCAUGGGGAUUAGUAGUAAGUUGUAAUUAACCGAAAAUGUCGGUUGGUUAUUACUGCUGCUUGCUUGUGUGAUAUUUCUUCGUAACGAUCUAUAAGGAUAAACCCUUUUUUUUUUUUGUUUUUUAAAGUGUGUAAUCUCAAUUGUGCAUUGUUUAUAAGAGUGCAUCGGUUGCAUGCAAGUGUAAAAUGCGUGCGAACUUCUGUACGAGAAUCAAAUCUAUCUAUUGUAAAGAAAGGGAUUCUGUUUUUGCA
Coffea eugenioides is the source of this 1593-nucleotide messenger RNA. RefSeq names its product DNA damage-repair/toleration protein DRT100-like. NCBI's taxonomy places the organism in Eukaryota, Viridiplantae, Streptophyta, Magnoliopsida, Gentianales, Rubiaceae. The record is from RefSeq and is a predicted model, not a curated record. Bases 230 to 1330 code for a protein of 366 amino acids. Gene Ontology annotation, molecular function: protein binding. The transcript has a single exon.